AUGGCAUCAGCAGCGGGAGGAUCCAAGUUCUCGGCCUUUAUGAACCACCCCGCUGGUCCAAAGACUGUCUUCUUCUGGGCCCCGCUGAUGAAGUGGUGCCUCGUCGCAGCAGGACUCAAGGACCUCUCGAGACCCGCCGAUAAACUCUCCGUCUCCCAAAACGCCGCCCUCGCCGCUACCGGUUUCAUCUGGGUCCGGUACUCGCUCGUCAUUACGCCCAUCAACUACUCGCUCGCCGCCGUCAACUUCUUUGUCGGCAUGAGCGGCACCGCACAGCUCUACCGCAUCUGGGACUACCGACGCAAGCACCCCGUCCAGGCCACGAUCGCGGACAAGGCGGCCGAAGCCAAGAACGAGGUCCUCCCGGCGACAACAAAGUAG
Molecule: messenger RNA, 381 nt
Organism: Pseudozyma flocculosa PF-1
Lineage: Eukaryota; Fungi; Basidiomycota; Ustilaginomycetes; Ustilaginales; Ustilaginaceae
Exons: 4
Coding region: 1-381 (126 amino acids)
Biological process (GO): pyruvate import into mitochondria
Cellular component (GO): mitochondrial inner membrane
Molecular function (GO): pyruvate transmembrane transporter activity
Source: RefSeq, a predicted model, not a curated record